AUGGCCUUACCAGCUUCAGAACCCUUACCUGCCAUGGCCUCCCGGACCCUCGCUUCCUGUCGAGUUGCGCUAAUCGCGGCGUCAAUCGCGCUGCUUGUGAUGCUCGCCGGAAUCCCAUCGUCGGCUGCCGUCGCGCCUGCGCCAGUUGCGGUGCACUCGAGCAUGUUUCAACCGCUAAACGCACUGGGCAAGGCGCUGCGGGUACCGAGCAGCUAUGGGUGGUUGGGCACGCGCGAGUGCAACGACGGGUGGACGGGCGUCGUGUGCGACGCCGACGGCAAACCGAUUUCGAUACAAUUCAAGUCAUCAUUCAAUGGAGGAUUUCUUUCUUCUGACGUCACCAAACUCACAUCGCUCCAAACACUGCUUCUUGACCAGGUGAACAUCGGGGGCUUGGUUCCAGCGGGCAUGGAGAGCCUUCAGCUGCUGACCGCGCUGUCACUGAACGGCAAGUAUCUAAGAGGGGAGGUGCCACCUGCACUGGGUCAACUCACCAACCUCGUCCACCUAUCCAUCAAGGGCGGCGAUCUCUUUGGCGGUCUGCCUGACGAGCUCAGCUCUCUCACGCGCCUCAUCUACCUCGCCAUCGGCUCAAAGCCUUCGUUCGGCCAGCUCACCAACAUUCGAGGACCCCUCCCUGCCGCCUACUCAUCCCUCGUCGCCCUACAGUACCUCGACCUGGGCUUUAAUCGCCUCUCGGGACCCAUUCCAGACUCCUGGGGUGCUCUUUCCAGCCUCUUCUACUUGUCCAUGCCCAACAACCUCCUCUCUCAACGCAUCCCCUCAGCUGUUGCCAGCUUGCCCCAUUUGGACUAUGUGAAUCUCGCCAACAACGUUCUCUCCGGUGAAAUACCCGCUUUCUCCGACACGGUAGACGUUUUACACGUGCCCCGCAACCUUCACACUGGCAACCUCCCCCGGCUUCCUCUCCUCAUCACCUCCCUUUCUGUCGCCAACAACUUCCUCACUGGACCCCUUCCGAACGUCUUCCCGCCGCAACUCAAAUCUCUCGAUCUCCGGAGAAACUAUUUUGUCGGGGUCUUGGCGCAAAGGGUUUCAUCAGAUCCGCGUUUCAAUUUGAAGGCCAGCGGCAACUCUCGUUCGCGUGUCAACUCUCGUUCGCGUGUCAACUCUUGGUCGCGUGUCAACUCUCGUUCGCGCGUCAGCAUGCAGAAGUGGCUGGGCGAACUUCCUGAGGAGCGCCGCUCGCAGAUCUUCAGCGGCAUCGCGGGCGCCGGUGCAGGCGCCAUAGCCGCCACGUUUGUCGCGCCGCUCGAUGUCGUCAAAACGCGCCUCCAAGUGCAGUCAGUUCCCCGCUCCCGCCCACAACCUGCCGCCGGCAGCACUACCGGCCAAACAGCCGGCAGCCUAACGGCCGCCGCCCAACUCAACCAGCACUGCAACCCUACCCCAGCCCAACCCUCAAGCCUCGCAAGCUCCCCGCGAUCCGCCGCCGCAGGUGUCCCCGUUAUGAGCUGUCUCGCUGCAAGAAACGGGCUGUCAAUUGCUCGCGCAGGGAUAGGCAGGCAAGCGGGGGCGGGGCAAGAAAUUUCCGCCUGCGCCACGUCCGGAGGCCCGCAUUCCCGCCCCCCUGGCUCCCCGCACUCACCGGGGCCUCCGCUUCCCCCCGGGGGAAAUGCGGCGGGGAGCGUGGCGGGCGCGUCGGGGACGCAUGCGCGCGCGGGGAGGGCGGGGGGCGCAAAGGCGGGGGUGAUUGCGACGACUCUGCGCGCCAUCUGGCGGGAGGAGGGCAUCCGCGGACUGUACAGGGGGCUGUGCCCGUCCGUCGUGGCGCUGCUGCCGAACUGGGCGGUAAGGAGGGCGCGUGGGGCGAAGGGGGAAAGAGAGGCGGUCUGGUGCAAAGGAUAA
Molecule: messenger RNA, 1869 nt
Organism: Closterium sp. Yama58-4
Lineage: Eukaryota; Viridiplantae; Streptophyta; Zygnematophyceae; Desmidiales; Closteriaceae
Source: the annotation of a GenBank genome assembly